CCCUGGGUGCAGAGCAGAGCCCCUGCCCAGGCCGUGGGACAAGAAAAGCGCUCGCCCUAACGCUACCUGUUCCAGGCAGCUGGUUCUCUACAGGAAGAUCUAUUCUCCCACCAUCAGGACCGCCAAUGGCUAACGAGGCUCAGCCCUGUCCAUGUGACAUUGGCCACAGGCUGGAGUAUGGGGGCCUGGGCCGUGAAGUCCAGGUGGGCCACAUCCAGGCCUAUGUCACCAGGUCCCCUGUCGACGCAGGCAAGGCUGUGGUUAUCAUUCAAGAUAUAUUUGGCUGGAAGCUGCCCAACACCAGGUAUAUGGCUGACAUGAUCGCAGGAAAUGGAUACACGACCCUCGUUCCGGACUUCUUCGUGGGUCAGGAGCCCUGGAGCCCCUCUGGCGACUGGUCCACGUUCCCCGAGUGGCUGAAAACGAGAAAUGCCAGGCAUGUCAACAGAGAGUUUGAUGCUGCCCUGAAGUUCCUGAAAGACCAGUGUCAUGCCCAGAAGAUUGGCGUGGUGGGGUUCUGCUGGGGCGGAGUCGCUGUGCACCACGUCAUGGCCACAUACCCCGAAGUCAGGGCUGGGGUGUCACUCUAUGGAAUUGUCAGAGAUUCUGAAGAUGUUUACAACUUAAAGAACCCCACGCUGUUCAUCUUUGCAGAAAAUGACGCUGUGAUUCCACUAGAGCAAGUCUCUUUGCUGACCCAGAAGUUGAAAGAACACUGCAAAGUUGAAUAUCAGAUUAAAACAUUUUCUGGGCAAACUCAUGGCUUCGUGCAUCGGAAGAAAGAAGAUUGCUUACCUGCUGACAAACCCUACAUUGAUGAGGCCCGAAGGAAUUUAAUUGAGUGGCUGAACAAGUAUGUUUAGCAGUGACUGGUGAUCAAGCACAAGCUUGUGCAAAGGAGGUGUAUUAAAAAGUUUGCCAUACAGUCA
Molecule: messenger RNA, 929 nt
Organism: Dipodomys spectabilis (banner-tailed kangaroo rat)
Lineage: Eukaryota; Metazoa; Chordata; Mammalia; Rodentia; Heteromyidae
Gene: Cmbl
Product: carboxymethylenebutenolidase homolog
Exons: 7
Coding region: 126-863 (245 amino acids)
Molecular function (GO): hydrolase activity
Source: RefSeq, a predicted model, not a curated record